Molecule: messenger RNA, 245 nt
Organism: Acromyrmex echinatior (Panamanian leafcutter ant)
Lineage: Eukaryota; Metazoa; Arthropoda; Insecta; Hymenoptera; Formicidae
Product: selenoprotein M-like
Source: RefSeq, a predicted model, not a curated record
AUGUACAGUGAUAAUGUAGAAUUCAAGCAUAUUCCAGGUGCAAUUCCAGAACUUGUGUUAUGCAACAUACAUGAAGAGGAAGUAGAAAGAUUAGUGUUGUCUAAACUGACUCGAGAAGAAUGUAAUGAGUUACUAGUCUCCAAAGGCUUUACGAAGAAAUUUAAAGAUAAUAAAGACGAGAUGUAAAUCUUCUAAUCGGUAUUAUAUUAUAAAAAGCAAUAAUCUAUUAAAACUGAUCAUAAAUA